This is a messenger RNA of Brassica rapa (field mustard), 351 nucleotides long. RefSeq lists its product as uncharacterized. Lineage: Eukaryota; Viridiplantae; Streptophyta; Magnoliopsida; Brassicales; Brassicaceae. The record is from RefSeq and is a predicted model, not a curated record.
AUGGCUCAAUGGGGAGUGGUGCAAAGUUGCUUGUUCUGUGGUGAGCUAAGCGAGUCCAGAGACCAUCUCUUCUUCGCAUGCCCGUACACAUUCACUGUAUGGUUAGCAGUUGUGGGGGAUCUCUUGGUAGUUGAUGCUGACCCAGAUUGGGAGACAACUCUUGUGUUUCAGACUGCAAUCUAUUACAUAUGGAAGGAGAGAAAUGACAUGAGGCACAUGGGAAAGCCAAAGACAGUAGACCAGAUCACCAAACUCAUUGAGAAAACAGUCAAACACAGGAUUAUGUCCACUAGAUACUUUGAGAAUCCUAAAUUGUUGGGACUGCUCCAAAGAUGGUUUCGUGGGCGGUAG